AUGGACACCUCGACCAGGACAACGCCUUCUCCAAGUUUCUCCUUGAACUGCCUCAGCUCAGAACUCAUCGCCCUCAUUUUUGAACAGCUUCGGGAUCUAGACUCACAUGCCCUCACGUCUGUGCGUCUAGUUUCAAAGCGGCUCGACGCCAUCGCUGCACCCAUCGCAUACCGAUUCCUGACACUAAAUGAGGCUCUUGUCGCGCCGAAUGCCGAGAGAAGAUAUCCUGAUGUCUUCCGCCAUAUCUCCAACCUCACGAAUCAUGUCAUAAUACCGAGCAAUUUGAACUCCACAGGCAUCAAUAGGUUGUUAUCGUGCAUUAAGCGAUUGAAGUCUGUCCGCUGGCGAUAUGUGGAUGGCGACAUUCCUGUCGCGGGACUAUGGCUGCCUUCAGAUCUUCGCCGUUUACACAACUGUGACUCGAAUAGUACACAGCUGCAUAUAGAAAACCUCCCUCUGCGACGAGAAUACGAGAACAACGUGUUGGAAACAUUCAUUCGAUCAAUCCCUGCCGAGCUCUUGACAUCGCUCAAGCUUGCCAACUCAACUCCGGUCCUGUCAACCCGACUGAACUCGCUGAAGCAACUCGUUGUUCAAGCUCGACAACUCGGCGCAUUGUGCUAUGAAGAUCGUGGCCAGGGCACAUGCUUCAACUUCUCUCCCGGAGAAAAGAUACCGCCUGUCAACACCUUACUCUUACGAUCGUACGACUGGCAGCACACGGCGGAUGACGUCGCGGAGCAUUGGGACUUCUCUAGGAUACAAUCACUCGAGUUGAUUUCGGUGCCCAUCUUCAAUUUUCUCAAAUCGGUAUGCCUUCGAGACUUUUCAGACCUCCAUACUCUACAUGCGGAGGAUUACAGUGCCCAUCUAUCGGAUAAAAGAGAAGACGCCACCAUUGCUUUGAACGUGUUGAUAAAGGACCACAUCAAGACACUCGAGGUGCUAAAUAUUACUUGCCAUACCCGGCUGUUUCAGCUGGAUGCCAUCGCAGCACAUCGUCACUCGUUACAGGUUUUACGGUUCAGAGAUCAUGUAGGGUUUUCUGAAGACGAUCAAAGAUGUCCAACACUCCCUCCCAGUGGUCUGGCUGGUCUUGGUCAACAACUGAGGUUCGUUCACACACUCGAGCUCGACCUGGACACAAGGCUCUGCGACCCAGUCACCUUUCUCCGAGCGGUGUGUGCCUUCCCAGCAGUGCACACGCUUACGCUACAUGUUCAGACCAUGAUUCAACCUUUGGAUGAGGUGGCACCGGGAAUCGACCGGGAUUACGAGGCUGCCAUGAAAACAUUCCAAUUACUCGUACAAGAAAAGGAACGGCUUGGUGCUUGUACCCCCUGGAAGCACAUUGCUGUCAAUGUGGGGGGUUGGAAGCGGGUGAUGGUUCGCAGACUGGGCGGUAUAUGGCGACGAAGAAACAACAUGGGCAUAUACGCCGAGAGGUGCUUUGUCCUCGAGCGAGAUGUACAGAGCGGAAGGAUAGCGGUUCACGAGGAGGUUUGCGCCGAGCCUAUGAGUCAUGGAGGGACUCCAAGUCCUUGA
Molecule: messenger RNA, 1545 nt
Organism: Fusarium poae
Lineage: Eukaryota; Fungi; Ascomycota; Sordariomycetes; Hypocreales; Nectriaceae
Exons: 3
Coding region: 1-1545 (514 amino acids)
Source: RefSeq, a predicted model, not a curated record